Fusarium graminearum PH-1 is the source of this 915-nucleotide messenger RNA. RefSeq lists its product as uncharacterized. Lineage: Eukaryota; Fungi; Ascomycota; Sordariomycetes; Hypocreales; Nectriaceae. The coding region runs from base 1 to 915 and encodes 304 amino acids. The transcript has a single exon. The record is from RefSeq and is a predicted model, not a curated record.
AUGUCGGUCGAUCAGGGCCAGUCAAACGCAUUUGCCAGCGCAUAUCCUUUGACAUAUCCUUCUGUGCUGAAGGUCAGGCGAUAUCUCAAUCAGGCUACCCAGAAGAAUGUCGAAAUUAUGCGCUAUCAGAGCCCCGUCAACGCAGUGAGCAUGAAUCCUUCGUAUGACCUGGGCCCAAAGACUGGACCAGUGUAUCUUGUUUCCAAGACGAUAAGAUUGCGGUAUACGUCCAACAGGAAGCGCAGAUUCAGAUACACUAUGAGCGAUCGUGGCAGUCACCCUCCUUUGAGCAGGUACGAUACUCGCGCAACCCAGAUCCCUUCUCCAUGGGUCUUUGAGAAGUGCCAGCAUCCAGGAGUUGAUCGACACUUUGGUGGCAUCCACUUUCUCAGUUUCUUUAUUGAUAAUCAAUCCAAGAACGACCAUUCUCAGAAUGAUGAAACCGCCGUUGGACACGUGGCAAUCACAUGGGGCAUGCAUCGUCAGGUAAAUGCAGACGGGGGAGGCUACACACCUUGGAGCCCGUGGUGCCGGGCUUUCAACAUGCUCGCCUUCAUCGAGUAUGCUGGCACUUCAGCAGUGGACGUUGGGUCACUUGAGAUGUAUCAUGGAAGUCACGAUCUCCACCCACCCGAAAUACAAGUUCGACUGGAGGGCCAGCGGCGCCGGUUGUGUUUGACGAGCUGGCAGAACCUGUGUAUCCCACAGAACCCUGAAGACAAGGCUCUAUUCCCGAGUUCCUGUGAAGAUGGUUGGGCGGAAGAUCAAAUGCAUAACAUUGCGAACGACCCGGUGAUGAAUACUCAUCUGGCAAUUAGGAUAGUGAUGAUUGAGGGGCUAGGUCGAACGUUGUACGAGGUUCAGUUCGACAUCGACCAGACGCCAAAAGCACUACAAUCGUUUGAUGAGCAGUGA